This is a messenger RNA of Xylaria bambusicola, 7644 nucleotides long. RefSeq lists its product as uncharacterized. The transcript has 4 exons. Gene Ontology annotation, molecular function: 3-oxoacyl-[acyl-carrier-protein] synthase activity; fatty acid synthase activity. The coding region runs from base 1 to 7644 and encodes 2547 amino acids. Gene Ontology annotation, biological process: fatty acid biosynthetic process; secondary metabolite biosynthetic process. The record is from RefSeq and is a predicted model, not a curated record. NCBI's taxonomy places the organism in Eukaryota, Fungi, Ascomycota, Sordariomycetes, Xylariales, Xylariaceae.
AUGAAGGACGACCCCAUAGCAAUAGUUGGCAGUAGCUGCCGGUUGCCCGGCGGCGCCACAUCACCCUCUAAGCUCUGGGGGCUACUUGAGAGCCCACGAGAUGUGUUGCAAGAAAUUCCAGCGACUCGUUUCAAUACUAAGGCGUUCCAUCACACAAACAGCCAGCAUCAUGGAAGCAUGAACGUUAGGCACGCGUAUCUUCUAGAUGAGGACCCCCGUGGCUUUGAUCGUGACUUUUUCUCCAUUAACCCCAAGGAGGCCGAGGCCAUGGACCCUCAGCAGCGCUUGCUGCUCGAGACAGUAUACGAAGGCAUCGAGUCGGCGGGCUACUCGAUGCACCAACUCAAGGGUUCAUCCACCGCCGUGUUCGUCGGGUGUAUGAGCUUUGACUACCAGUUUACUGCUAUACGUGGCAUUGAGAGUCUGCCACAGUAUCACGCAACUGGCACUGCGGCAUCUAUCCUGGCCAAUCGUCUAUCGUACUUUUAUGACUGGAGAGGGCCUUCAGUGGCGAUAGAUACUGCUUGCUCCUCUAGUUUGGUAGCUCUGCACCAAGCAGUAUCUGCUCUGCGGAAUGGAGAGGCAACUAUGGCAGUUGCAGCAGGUUCGAACCUCAUCAUUGGCCCGGAGCCAUUCGUGAGUGAAUCCAAGCUCAACAUGCUCUCACCCAAUGGUCGAUCUUUCAUGUGGGAUGCGUCUGCGGAUGGCUAUACCCGCGGCGAGGGUUUCGCUGCUGUUUUCCUUAAAACGCUCAGCCAGGCAAUCGCAGACGGCGACCACAUCGAAUGCAUCGUUCGCGAGACAGGCGUCAACUCAGACGGAAAGACACCGGGAAUUACAAUGCCCAGCUCCGAGUCACAAGCCAGGCUCAUUAGGGAUACGUACUUGCGCUGCGGGCUCGAUCCAGCACUCGAGUCAGAUCGCCCACAGUACUUCGAGGCACAUGGGACAGGCACACCUGCGGGAGACCCUAUUGAGGCUCGAGCCAUCCAAAGCGUGUUUUUUCCCGAUGGAAACGACGGCCAGCUUAUGGUUGGCAGUAUAAAGACCAUCAUUGGACAUACUGAGGGUACUGCGGGACUUGCAGGUGUACUGAAGGCGUCAUUGGCCGUCCAGCAUGGCGAGAUUCCCGCGAACCUCCAUUUUAACAAGCUCAAUCCCAAAAUUAAGCCAUACUACACAAACCUGCGCAUUCCGACCGAGAAAAGCGCCUGGCCUAUCGUUCCGGAAGGAUCGCCGCGCCGUGUGAGUGUCAACAGCUUCGGUUUUGGUGGCACCAAUGCGCAUGCCAUCAUUGAGAGCUGGGAUGGCCAUGAGCACACUCCUAAAACUCGGACGAACGACAUUAAGACUAAUGGUCAUACAAAUGGCCAUACAACAAAUGGACAUGUGACAAAUGGAUUUGCGACAAACGGACACGCAACAAAUGGUCAUACCACGAACGGCCAUGCAACGAACGGUAGUGCAACGAACGGCCAUGCGAUCAAUGGCCACGCAAAGCCAAAUGGACACACGCCAAACGGCAAGCCGCAAGAAAUUAAGGCUUCAGACGAUGGAAAAAUCAACGGCCACACGACGACAAAAGACACCGCCGAAUCACAAGUCCAGAGCGCCGGGCCUUUCGUCCUAUCAGCCAACUCGAGCACAGCUCUAGCAGCAAAUGCCGCGGCAUUAUCCGCCCAUUUGCGCGCAAACCCUAGCGCCAAUCUCGCUCAGCUCGCCUACACUCUGUUCCGGCGGACGGACUUCCCCUUCCGGGCGGCCUUCUCUGCCACAUCUGCCGAGCAGCUCGCCGACAAGCUCGAGGCGGCUACCGAAUCUCUCAAAGGCAGCACCCGCACGGCGACCAUCCCCGAGGUCCUGCCUCCUCGGAUCCUGGGUGUCUUCACGGGCCAGGGUGCGCAAUGGGCGACCAUGGGCAAGGAUCUCUACGGAGCUUCAGCUCCGUUCCGUGAUGCCAUCGACAAGAUGCAGGAGAGUCUUGAUUCGCUCCCCUUGGGCGAUCGCCCCGACUGGACACUGGUCGAUCAACUCUAUGCGCCUUUGAAAACAUCCCGCGUUGGCGAGGCCGCCGUGUCACAGCCCUUGUGUACUGCGCUCCAGGUCGGUCUGGUAGAUGCCUUGCGCGCUGCCGGUAUACACUUCGCCGCUGUCGUGGGACACUCGUCCGGUGAGAUUGGUGCUGCGUAUGCUGCGGGUUACCUCGAUGCUAAGGACGCUAUUCGCGUCGCUUACUACAGAGGUGUGCACUCCCAUCUUGCUCACGGUCCAGGCGGGAAGCGCGGUAAGAUGAUGGCGGUGGGCAUGUCCCUAGGCCAAGCCACCGCAUUCUGCAGCGACUUUAGUGGAGCGAUCACCGUGGCCGCCAGUAACUCGCAGACCAGCUGCACCCUGGCAGGAGAUGCUGAAGCUAUCGACGAGGCCGAAGCCCGUCUUCGCGAGAACGGCACCUUUGCCCGCGUGCUACAAGUUGACACGGCCUAUCACUCUCAUCACAUGAAACCAUGCGGCAACCCCUAUCUCGAGUCCAUGAAGCAAUGUGGAGUCAAGGUGAACAAGGGGCGCAAGCAAUGCACGUGGUACUCUAGUGUCUGGGGAGCGAACGGUCGAAUUCGGUCAUUUGAUCAGGUAGCUGAUAGCGUCCUCCUUGAGGGCCAGUAUUGGGUCGAUAACAUGACGCAAGCCGUGCUUUUCAGCCAGGCAGUCUCGCGAGCCCUCAACGAAGAUCAAUAUUUCGACCUUGCUCUUGAAGUUGGUCCGCAUCCGGCUCUCAAAGGGCCCAGCUCAGAAACCAUAAAGUCGUUGUCAGGUCUAACUCUCCCAUACUCGGGUGUUCUGAAGCGCGGGCAAAGUGCAGUUGAGUCAUUUGCUGACGCACUGGGAUUCUUGUGGAAAUUAUUUCCUUCGUCAAGUCCCUUGAUUACGUUCGACGGAGUCCGUAGAGCUUUCGCAAAUGGUACUGAGAAACAAAAGCUUACCAUUCUGAAAGGUCUCCCUGCCUACUCAUGGGAUCACCCUGGUCUCAUCUGGAAAGAAUCGAGAUCAGCUCGCAUUUUCCGUACGCAAGACCAAGCGCGUCACGAGCUUCUGGGUCACUGUGUUACGCACGGCGAGCGUGGCAAGCGUGAAAUACACUGGAAGCAACUCAUCAGGUUGAGCGAGUUGCCCUGGAUCGCUGGGCACCGGAUCCAAGGUGAAGUGUUAUUCCCGGCAUCCGGCUACUUGUCAAUGGCGUACGAGGCAGCGACACGCCUUGCCGAUGAUCAGCAACCAAUGCGAUUAAUCGAGCUGCAUGAUAUCAAUAUUGAGCGUGCCAUGCGCCUUGAAGAAGACUCGUCAGGAUUGGAGGUAGUCUUCACCGUUCACGUCACGAGUCAGUCUGACGAGUGCAUUACUGCCGAAGUUGCCUGCUACAGCGGCCCCGUCGACUCGGUCCAGCCGCUCGACACUCCUCAAGCCAAACUCACGUCCCAUUUCACUGGUGGCGUGCGAGUUUGGCUGGGCGAGCCGAGCAAGGAUGUUUUACCUCGGCGAACCAAACCACUGCUUCCCAUGGAUGCUCUAGACAUGGAACAGCUCUACUCGAGUCUGGCCGAAGAAGGUUUCAACUAUGCCGAAUUAUUCCAGGCGAAGUCAAUGCUUCGACGGCUCCACCGCGCCGUGGUCACCGUUUCCUCGCCGCCAGAAGGCUCCUCGAUUCGGUCGUGCAUGCAUCCCGCACCCGUUGACACCGCCUUCCAAGGUCUUCUAGCUGCCUUUUCUUUCCCCGGGGAUGGCCGCGUAAACUGCAUCUACCUGCCAACACGCGUGGAGUGUGUCAGAAUCAGCAUGGCGCCCUCCGAGCCUCAAGAGUCGCUCGACCUUAAUGCCGACGCAACCGUGACCGCGACAGGGAAAACUACCUUGACAGGAGAUGUCGACCUCUUUGAUGCCGCAGAUGGACAAAUCAACGUCCAGGUGCGUGGAGUGCACCUAACGGCGGUUGGCCAACGCCGGGAUCCUUGGCUUUACGCCGACACCACGUGGGUUAGGGAUGCCGACUUUGGAAUUGAGCCUGGCAAAGAAACCAAACUCUCGGAGCAGGAGAAGGUUCUGUAUGAACAGCUUACGCGCACAGCUCACUUCUACUUGCGCCAGCUUCGCAAGAAGAUCCUAAAGCAGGAGCUGAUGCUGAUGGGUAAAUAUCGGAGACACAUGAUGACUUGGGUUUUGGAGCAUCUGCUUCCCCAGAUUGAUGCUGGGGAGCAUCCCGAAGUUAAACCUGAGUGGAAGAACGACACCCUCGCGAUGGUGCAAGAGUGGCGGGACAGCCAACCAGCCGACAAUAACGACAUGAACAUCCUCCAUGCUAUGGGAAAGAAUCUUGUCAGUAUUGUUCGCGGUACCACACCUCCUCUCAAAGUACUCACACAAGACGGUAUGCUUGACCGCCUUUAUGUUGAAGGUCUCGGCGCCAAAGACGGUAAUGAGGAUCUUGCGGUCAUGGUCAAACAAAUUGCGCACCGAUAUCCGCGCAUGAACGUCCUUGAGGUCGGAGCUGGCACCGGAGGUACUACACGAGCCGUACUAGACGCCCUAGGAACCCAAUACGCUUCGUACACAUAUACGGAUAUAUCUACCGGCUUCUUCGAUAACGCGCGUACCGUGUUCAGUAAUCAUAUCAACAAACUUAAUUUCAAGACGCUGAAUAUUGAGAAUGAUCCGGUGGAUCAAGGAUUCGAAAAUGGAGCCUACGACAUGGUCGUUUCAUCGAACUGUCUGCAUGCGACGAAAAGCCUCGACGAAACCUUGCGUCACUGCCGACAGCUUCUCCGUCCAGGUGGCCGCUUAGUAUUGCUAGAGAUCACCAAAGACUUUUUGCCAACGCAGUUGGUCAUGUCGACGCUCCCUGGAUGGUUCCUCGGCAUAGAUGAUGGGCGAGUCUGGGCACCCACCGUUGGCUUAGAUCGAUGGGACACGCUGCUGAAGGCCAAUGGGUUUUCAGGAGUUGAUAUCAGCUCGACUCCAUCCUUUUGUUCCGUCAUCGUGGCCCAGGCAGUCGACGAGAGCAUACAGCUACUCCGCGAGCCUCUCAAUGCCGGGUCAGCGGCACUUCCGCCUAUUAAUGACAUCAUCAUCAUUGGCGGUGGCGCCAGCGCCGAACUCGCGUCCAAGACUAAGGCAGUUCUUGAAGCAGCAGUUUCCGCCUCCACGAAGAUCACAGCACUUUCUGGUCUGGAGGGCAUUAACGUGCCCAAACGCGCAACUGUACUGUGCCUCAACGACCUCGAUAGCCCAGCGUUCCGCGAUAUGAACGAAAAGAGGUUCAAGGGCUUGCAAGAUCUCAUGGAGACAGCUGAGUCAGUUCUAUGGGUGGCAUCGGGCGCAAAAUCAGGCAAAGACCCCGAAGCCAACAUCACGUUGGGCCUUUCAAGUACACUGCGCGCUGAACGAAUGGAUUUCAGGCUUCAAUUCCUCGACGUUGAUGACCCGUCUUCUCUAGUUCCAACCACACUAGCUGAGAUGCUUCUCCGUCUCGCUCUAGUGGAUCCAUCCGAAACCGACCAUAUGUUGUGGACCCAGGAGCCUGAGCUGGCGCUCAAGAAUGGCGCUUUCUACAUACCUCGUGUGCUGCCUCUAGACGACAUCAAUCGUCGGUCUGCUGCGAGGAUUCGGAAUGUUACGCAAACAACUAGCCUUCAAGCCGAAGACACGGCGGUGGUACUCGACGACAGUCAGAAUGGCUUUGAGCUACAAGCUAUACCCUUCGGAAGUACUAAGGGUGAUGAAUUUUGCUUGCGGGUCACGGCUUCCAGUCUCUCUGCCAUCGUCUAUGACGGACAGGAGACCCAAUUUGUUUGCAUCGGCCACGAACUGUCUUCAGGAGACAAGGUUCUCGCUCUUUCGAGUGUUAAUGGAUCCCUUGUCAAGGUCCCCAGGGAUCACAUUCUGUGUCGCUGGCAGGAUGACAAGCUGACAGCCGUCGAUGACAUCGCAUGGCUGCACCAGUUCCUGGCCCAGGCACUUGCAAGACACCUCCUGAGUAACUUGAAAGCGCCGGCGUGGGUGCACGGUGCUCCUGACAGCAUCAGUAAGGUCAUUGACACGGUUGCUAGCGAACAGGGGAUUACGGUAUUCCAAACCACAUCGCGAAUGUCAGACACUUCAGGUGUAAACUUCAUUCAUCCCUAUGCGAGCGAAGAAGAUAUACAGGAAAUAUGUCCAAGUGGCCUACAGAGCUUUGUUAAUCUGGCACAAGCGCAACAUCAGACCAUACCUAGAUUGAUUCAGGCAGCGGCGCCCGCUGCGACCAUCGCCAACAAAUCCACUAAUGAGCUCAUUAUCAAGUUGAGCCUUUCUGACCUCGGCAAUCUUGCCGUGAAACUUCAAUCUAGCCUCCUACAGGUACUGUCCAACAAUGUUGAAGUCACGGGCAUCGACCAAGCUUCCACACUGAAGAGCGGCAAAUCUGACCCAACGGAGGUAAUCAAUUGGACCACCACUGAUAGUGUUAGCGCACUGGUCCAGCCCCUUGAAUCCCGCGGGCUAUUUUCACCGGACAAGACAUAUCUCCUAUGCGGCAUGACAGGAGAUCUGGGCAUAUCAGUAUGUUUAUGGAUGGUAGAGAACGGUGCGCGAAACGUAGUUUUGACCAGUCGAAACCCUAACGUGCCACAAGGGGUACUCAACUACCUCUCACGAAAAGGUGCAAAUGUACGACCCAUGGCCGCCGAUAUAGUCAACAUGGACUCGCUCCGUGCCGCCCAUGCUGAGAUCAAAUCCACAAUGCCGCCUAUCGGCGGUGUGAUGAACGCAGCCAUGGUUCUCCGCGACCGUCUAUUCCAUCAUCUACCCUGGGAAGACUUCUAUGCCACGUUGGCGCCCAAGGUAGUCGGGUCCAAGAAUUUGGAUGCAGUAUUUGGCGAUGAACCACUAGACUUCUUCAUCUGCUUCUCGUCAACGACAUCGAUAGUCGGAAGUAUCGGACAGUCAGCCUACGCGGCCGCUAAUCACUACAUGGCGAGUCUAGUGCAGGGAAGACGGCAGCGCGGUCUAGCAGGCUCCCUGAUCCACAUCGCAAUCCUGACAGGCUUCGGCUACAUUUUCAGGCGAGAUUCCGACCAUGCCGAGACUAUCUAUAAGGCCAUUCUUCCUCGAUUCAACAGAGAAUCCGAAACUGACCUGCACGAGAUGCUGGCAGAGGCCGUGGUCUGCGGGCGUCCUGGCUCAGGACAGACUGGGGAAUUGAUCACGGGUAUCAGGCCCGUGUUCCAGGGUGAAUGGCGCGACGAUCCUCGUCUGUCGUGCUACAGCGGGCAGCAACAGCAGCAAGACGACGCGGGCGCGCAGCAGAGCGGGGGCGCGGCCAGUAUCAAGUCGCAGCUCGCUGAUGCCGAAGACGCUGCUGAGUGCCUCACGAUACUCGAGCAGGGAUUCAAGAUAGCGCUAGGAAACAUGCUCGAGAUUGAUCCUCAGGUCCUGGAUAGUAAACUACCUGUGGCUAGUCUGGGCAUCGACUCCCUCGUCGCUAUUCGCAUUCGAGAAUGGUUUUUGAAGGAAAUGGGUGUGGAUGUGCCUGUGUUGAAGGUCAUGUCCGAUACUUAUUCUAUGUCCCGGAUGUGUGACGAUGUGCUGGUUGAUUGGCGAAAAAACAAUAAGGCCUAG